CCAAAAUUUCGCGAACCCAAAAGCCCAAUCCGAUCUCAAACACACGCACUCUUACCGUCUCCGUCUUCGUUCGAGGGCUUUCUUUCGCUUACAAUCGGCGCUCGCCGCCUCUCUCUCUCUCUCUCUCUCUCUCACGUACCUUUUAGCAGUAUCAACCAAUCUAUUUCAAACCCUAAUUCCCACAGCUAUACCUAUAUUUUUCAAUUUCUUGUUUCAAUUUCUGGGGUUUCAUUUCCCAAUUUUAAUCGAAUAAUCUCCGAAGCUGCAUAGCUCGUGAAUCGAAGAAGUGCAUGUUAGUCUUUACUGCUUUCUUGUUUUAAUCUCGUUUUGUUUUUAGAUCUGAGUCUGUUUGGACUUAGGGUUACGUAUUGAUUUUCGUCGAAGUUUGUAACUUUGCAAUUGAAAUAUUGGGGAAUUAGUCGGGCUGAUUUUGUGGGGGUUUAGGGUUAGGGUUUUAUAGCUGACUUGAAUUGGGAUAAGGACUCCUUAUUCUGUGGUUCUCUAGAGCUCGGAUAUAUAAAUAUAUGGCCACUGGAAGACAUGGGGGUUAUCGCGAUAAUGAGUUCAGGGACCGGGAGUCCAAUUUUGACUUGCCAAGGAGGGAUUUCGCUACAGCUAAGGAGGACUACGAACGGAUGAGGAACGGAAAUCGUGAUGGUGAAAGGGGUCAAGGUAGGGAUUUGAGAGAUAGAAUGAGGGUUAGGCAGAAGGAUAUAAAGGAGAGGAAUGGUGGGUAUCGCUCCUCUUCGAGCAGCAGCGGUGGUGGGGCUGGUAGUCGUGGGCCUAAGCAAAGUGGGUUUUCUGUUAGGGCCUUGGACAGGGAACCUGGUGAAUUGUCGAGUGAGAGUGGGUCUGAUGAUGCUAUUGAAUCUGCAUCGCAGGUCAGAGAAAAUGUGGUUUCAAAGGUCGUAGAGAAUGGAACUGAGUCUCCGAAAGAGAGGAAAAGGAAGUAUUCGCCCAUUGUCUGGGAUAGAGAUGACAACAAAGGAAUGAGUAAUUCGUCAAAAACUAGGAUUACCACUGCGCUGACAGCUCUUCCUCCUCCACCGCCGCCGUCUAGGGUAUUUCAUCAGUCUCCUAAUGUUAUUUCAGAUAGCAGUGUACAAAUAUCUUCAGUUAAAAUUGUUGAGGUCGAUAAUAUACAGUCUUCUUCUCCAGUUAAGCCUCCUGUGGAACAUGGGUCUGUUAGCAAUGGUGUAUUGGAGUCUCCAGUAGGGCUAUCUUCACAAAGGCAGCAAUGGGGUGAUGAUCAUGAAGCAGAGCAGCUAGAAGAUGAAGAAUAUGUCCCGACCCGGAAUAUAUCAUCUUCAAGAUGGGCAGCGGGAAAUAAUUCUCCUGGUGAUGAAGGAGAAAUUUUAGGGAACGAGCAAAUGCCUAAAAGGAGGAAGAAAAUUCCGCUUGCAGGGUCAGUAGAAGAUGGAGUACGCAACAAUUCGUUGACACCUGAGUCUGGGGAGCUUAAGAGAGAUGGGUCUGGACGAGUCAGAGCGAGGUCAUCCGAAUCUGAAGAACAGGAUGCCCAUACUAGGUCUUCCAGUAGGAAUGAUUACCCUGAUAAUGACUCAGAGAGGGAUGACUACAUGGAUACUGACAAGGAAUAUGGUAAUAAUGACUCCAGUGUUAGUCAGUCAGAUACAGAUUCUGAGGAUAACAAUAACUCUCGUGAGACCUCAGAACCUGCAGCUCCUCCACAAAGAAGCGUAAACAUGCUUCAGGGCUGUAGAAGUGUUGACGAGUUUGAGAGACUAAACAAGAUAGAUGAAGGCACUUAUGGUGUUGUAUAUAGAGCCAUGGAUAAGAAAACUGGAGAAAUUGUGGCCUUGAAGAAGGUAAAGAUGGAGAAGGAAAGAGAAGGUUUUCCCUUGACUUCUCUUAGGGAAAUAAACAUUCUUCUUUCUUUUCAUCACCCAUCAAUUGUCGAUGUGAAGGAAGUGGUGGUGGGGAGUAACCUUGAUAGUAUUUUUAUGGUGAUGGAGUACAUGGAACAUGAUCUUAAAGCACUAAUGGAGACAAAGAAGGAGCCAUUCAGUCAGAGUGAAGUUAAAUGCCUUAUGCUCCAGUUAUUGGAAGGUGUCAAAUAUCUUCAUGAUAAUUGGGUGCUUCAUCGGGAUUUGAAGACAUCGAACCUGCUUUUGAAUAAUCGUGGUGAGUUGAAAAUAUGUGACUUUGGAUUGUCUCGUCAGUAUGGGAGUCCUUUGAAACCGUAUACUCAUUUGGUGGUUACUCUUUGGUACAGGGCACCUGAACUCCUGUUGGGAGCAAAAGAAUAUUCAACGGCAAUCGAUAUGUGGUCACUUGGUUGUAUAAUGGCUGAACUAUUAUCGAAGGAGCCACUUUUCAAUGGGAAAACGGAAUUUGAUCAACUUGACAAGAUUUUUAGAAUCCUUGGCACACCAAAUGAGACUAUCUGGCCUGGAUAUUCCAAGCUUCCUGGAGUCAAGGUCAACUUUGUUAAGCACCCGUAUAACCUUUUGCGCAAGAAGUUCCCAGCUACAUCAUUUACUGGAUCUCCAGUUCUUUCUGAUGCUGGAUUCAAUUUGUUGAACAAGCUUUUAACUUAUGACCCUGAGGAGAGAAUUACAGCUGCAGAUGCUCUGAAUCACGAGUGGUUUCGUGAAGUUCCUCUUCCCAAAUCGAAGGAGUUCAUGCCCACAUUUCCUGCUCAUCAUGCUCAAGACAGGCGCACACGGAGAAUAUUGAAGAGUCCUGAUCCCUUGGAAGAGCAACGUAGAAAGGAAUUGCAGCAAGGGGAAAUAGGAACUGGUGGUGUGUUUGGCUAGUAGAUAUGAAUCAGUGAUCAGUGGCCUUGAUACGCAGUUGGACAUGGCUGAGGUGAGAGACAUGCAUUGAACGGAAGUUGCAAACAUUCUAUGUCAGACGAUCAUAUGUGCUCUUUUUUAGCAGGCAAUUCUUUGUGAUUUGGGCGGAGAUUUGUAUUUUUUUUAUGGCUCCUGUCAACCAGAUUUGUUGCAGGUUAACUUUGUUCUUCAUCUUUGAUCAUCGUAUAGAAUUGCAUCUAUGACCCUGCUUUCAUUGCGAGGUGUGGCAUAAUUGCCUUUUCUUUUAAAAAGAGAAUCAGUUUCAGCUGAAACUUGUGUAUGUAACAUAUUUUCCUUGGCACAUUGUAAACAGUUCUCCUUUGGUUUUCAAUAUUAGCACUGUCAAUUAUAUUAGAAUAUAUUUAAUAUUCACAUUGUGUUUGCAAGAGACGGUUGGUGUGGAGUGGAGGGGGCGUUCUUUGCUUUUCGUUGACGAAGAAUUUGACAAUUACCAUAUUAUUUUUUAAAGUAUCAAAGCAAGCAGGUUGAGGAGGUUUCCUGCACUUCCAGGAAUUUAUAACACUUCAAUUAGUUGUUCCUACAGGCUCACUAGAGAAGAAUGUUUUAAGAAAUGCAUUAAAGGGAGGAAAAAAAAAAACUCUGGUCUCAGUUCCUGAACAGUUUACAUUCUAAAGUUGACAAAAUGGCAGGUGCAUGUUGUGGCCCAUUUAAGAUGCUGCCUGUUUGUUCAUGUAAUUGAAUAAAAAUCAAUUCUAGUUAAAAACUGAAUGCAUGCAUUUUGAAAUGUGAAGUGAUACUGGUGAUAUACAACAUGCUUUUCCAUCUAGAAAUUGCUUUUGUAUAUUUUUUUGGUUUCCCGUACUUUUUAGAGGACAUAACUGAGGUUUUGGAUAGAUGGUCUGUUUCUGGUCCAAAUUCGUCCAUACAAGGAACAUUACUUCUCUGUCACUUGAGAUUAGAAAUUUGCAGAGUGUAAAAUUGUCUAGAACCAGAAUAGCUUGAUUUGUACAUCGUGGGAGUCAAAUAUACCGAACAAUUUAAAAUGAUUCAGUUCUGUAAAAGUUUGGAUAUCUGAUUGUCAUUUGAUCAUGGAAUUAGCAAAGAACAGCUGCUUGCAUGAAUGGAUAUUGCUUCUGUAUUACUGAAGGGGCAUGGAGGGCUGGGUACUUUUUAAAGGCUCCUGCAUGUAUCUGUUGGAACGUGUAGUUUGAUUUAGAUACACAUCUCGUUGAAAACAUUGAGUUUCUUCAAGUGUUCUUUGUCCGUAUGUUUUUUCUAAUUAUAAAUAUGUAUCAAUCUUGAUUCUUGCAAAUUCCGAAAAUGGUGUUGCUCAUUUGGUGGUGUGAAGAUGAAUGCGAAAUUACUAAUUUGUACCUUAAUGUGGAUUAUUAGUUUAUAAGGACCUUGUAGAGAUACAAUGUAAAGUUUGUAAUCUUGUAUAAAUAUCAUGUGUCUGGGGCUGGGUUUAUGGAAUUUUUUUCUCCUAUAGUGGACAGGAAGAUCCUCAUAUUUUGAUAUCUGGUUAUUGUUGCUUAUGUGUGGCAUAAUUCUAUAAUAGGCAUGGCUGGAGUGGGAUGGGUUGCUUGGAGAUGGAAUAUAGUAUAGUGUCAGCUUCCCAUUUACUUAACCAAAUAGAAUCCGAGAAGAUUAAGUAAGCCUAGGUGGGAUAUAGAAAAUACUUUGCCAUAUGCUUUGUGCAGGUGGUGACUGAUGAUAUUCAACCAGCACACUUUUGACGUUAAGGUCAUAGUACAAAUGUGAGUUAAAGGAGGUUGCUGAUGGCUGAUGAAUUCCCCCAAACAUCAAACGAUCUGCCUACGUGCGACUAAAUUCUGUUCCAUGUACUUUAAAAUGUCAGGUUUCUUUUGCACGUUGCAUUAAUGUAUUGAUCAUGUAAUUUGUCUCGGUCCAUUCCAGAUAUUUUAUGGUUGAUUUCUAUGCUGUAUUCUGUGUCAAGCGGCAAUGAAACCUUGUUAGCCCGUGCCA
Messenger RNA from Prunus mume (Japanese apricot), 4766 nucleotides. Lineage: Eukaryota; Viridiplantae; Streptophyta; Magnoliopsida; Rosales; Rosaceae. The record is from RefSeq and is a predicted model, not a curated record.